Molecule: messenger RNA, 1568 nt
Organism: Zonotrichia leucophrys gambelii
Lineage: Eukaryota; Metazoa; Chordata; Aves; Passeriformes; Passerellidae
Gene: CDK2
Product: cyclin dependent kinase 2
Exons: 9
Coding region: 80-982 (300 amino acids)
Biological process (GO): signal transduction; regulation of gene expression; G1/S transition of mitotic cell cycle
Cellular component (GO): cyclin-dependent protein kinase holoenzyme complex; cytoplasm; nucleus
Molecular function (GO): cyclin-dependent protein serine/threonine kinase activity; cyclin binding; ATP binding
Source: RefSeq, a predicted model, not a curated record
UGCCCCCCCCCCAUUCCCGGUGUCACCCGGGGGUCCCCCCCCCAAUCCCGGGGGUCUCCCCGGUGCCGCCCCCUCCCCAAUGGAGAACUUCCAGAAGGUGGAGAAGAUCGGCGAGGGCACCUACGGCGUGGUCUACAAGGCGCGCAACAAGGUGACAGGGGAGGUGGUGGCCCUCAAGAAGAUCCGCCUGGACACGGAGACCGAGGGUGUCCCCAGCACGGCCAUCAGGGAGAUCUCGCUGCUCAAGGAGCUCAACCACCCCAACAUCGUCAAGCUGCUGGAUGUCAUCCACACGGAGAACAAGCUGUACCUGGUGUUCGAGUUCCUGCACCAGGACCUGAAGAAGUUCAUGGACUCCUCGUCCCUCAGCGGGAUCGCGCUGCCGCUCAUCAAGAGUUACCUGUUCCAGCUGCUGCAGGGCCUGGCUUUCUGCCACGACCCAACAUCGUGUUCUCGCACCGAGGCACAACUGGAUUUGGAGGUGUUUCAGGGGUUUGGGGGCUCCAUCAAGCUGGCUGACUUUGGGCUGGCCCGCGCUUUUGGGGUGCCUGUCAGGACCUACACACACGAGGUGGUGACACUCUGGUACCGCGCCCCCGAGAUCCUGCUGGGCUGCAAAUAUUACAGCACAGCCGUGGACAUCUGGAGCCUGGGCUGCAUCUUCGCCGAGAUGAUCACGCGCCGGGCGCUGUUCCCCGGUGACUCCGAGAUCGACCAGCUGUUCCGCAUUUUCCGCACCCUGGGCACCCCGGACGAGGCCGCCUGGCCGGGGGUGUCGGCGCUGCCCGAUUACAAGGCCACCUUUCCCCGCUGGGCCCGCCAGGACCUGGCCAAGGUGCUGCCGCCGCUGGACGACGAGGGACGCAAGCUGCUGGCGCAAAUGCUGCACUACGACCCCAACAAGCGAAUCUCGGCCAAGGCCGCCCUGGGCCACCCCUUCUUCAGGGACGUCACCAGAGCCGUGCCCCACCUGCGCCUCUGACCCCAAAACCGCCCCAAAUCCCCCAAAACCGCCCCAAAUUAUCACAAAUCCCCAAAAACGGCCCCAAAACGUCCUCAAAAAUGGCCCCAAAUCCCCAAAAACGACCCUAAAACUCCUCAAAACAGUCCCAAAUCCCCAAAAUGAUCCCAAACCCCCUCAAAUCUUCAAAAACGACCCCAAAUCCCCUCAAAAACGACCCCAAAUUCCCCCUAAAUGACCCCAAACCCAGCCCCAAAUCCCCUCAAAAACCACCCCAAAAACGACCCUAAAACCACCCCAAAAUGACCCCAAAUCCCCCAAAAUAUCCCCUAAACCCUCCGAAACAGCCCCAAAACAACCCCCAAAAUCCCCAAAUGGCCCCAAAUCCCCCCAAAAUGUCCCUAAAAUUCUUCCAAGUGUCCCCAAAAAUCCCUCAAAUGUCCCUAAAAUAACCCAAAAUGGCCCCAAAAUGAUCCUAAAAUCCCCCAAAAAUUCCCUCUAAAACUUUUCCGAAUGUCCCCAGGACCCCCAAAAUGUCCCCAAAACACCCCCAAAUUGUCCCCAAAUGUCCCAAAUUUUCCCGAAAAAUUUUUUUGGUAAUUUUUAG